This is a messenger RNA of Spinacia oleracea (spinach), 1461 nucleotides long. RefSeq lists its product as uncharacterized. Gene Ontology annotation, molecular function: zinc ion binding; nucleic acid binding. The transcript is spliced from 2 exons. Lineage: Eukaryota; Viridiplantae; Streptophyta; Magnoliopsida; Caryophyllales; Amaranthaceae. Bases 1 to 1461 code for a protein of 486 amino acids. The record is from RefSeq and is a predicted model, not a curated record.
AUGGCGCUCCCGGAUAAGAACUUGGGAAUACCGGGGGCAUUCGAAGCGACGUGUGGUAUUCAAGCACCCACAACUAGUGCUAACAACUUCGAGAUCAAUCCUGCCUUGAUCAACUUGGUGCAAAGCCAUCCCUUUUGUGGGAAGAGCAAUGAGUCGCCUCACGAGCAUCUCAAGCAAUUUGAGCAUUAUUGUGACACAAUCAAACACAAUGGUGUCACAUCGGACUACGUGAGGUUGACUUUAUUUCGUUUCUCUUUACUUGCACGAGCUAGUGAUUGGCUUGACAAGGAGGUAAAGCCCAACUCACUUCGCACAUGGAGCGAGGUGACUAGUGUGUUUUUUGGAAAGUUUUACUUGCAUGGAAAGACGGCGGAAUAUCGCCAUAAAAUUCAAUCUUUUGAGCAAAGGCGAGAUGAGUCGCUCUUCGAAGCUUGGGAUCGUUUUAAGGAGUACCAAAGGGAAUGCCCUCAUCAUGGGAUUCCUAAAUGGUUGUUGCUUCAAACAUUCUCCUUGGGGUUGAGUCCAAGUUCAAAGAUAAGUCUAGAUGCGGGCGCGGGAGGUCCCAUCAUGAACAAGACUCAAGAUCAAAUUGAGGAGAUAAUUGAGGACGUGGUCCAAAAUUAUCAAGCUUGGCACGUUGGUGCAAGGGACUAUGUUGGCAAGGGAAGGAAUGAUGAUGGGAAAGGAUUGGUUUAUGCUAUGGAGCAAGCUAGGAUCAUUGAAAAGCUUAGCUCGCGAUUGGAAAAGUUUGAAAGCACACCAAGCCAACCGCCAUCACCAUCUACAAUUCCACCUCAUUCGGCCACUCUUCUCAAUAAAGGGAAGAGCAAGGUUAGUUCCUAUGACACUAUGCCUCCGGACACUUCUUUUUGUGAUAAUUGUCAAGAUUUUGGUCACUUCCCCAAUGCAUGUCCCUUGGUUCAUAAUGUGUCUUUUGUGGAUUAUGGCCCUUCGUAUGAAGGUAAUUUUGAUGUGGAAUAUGCUCAUGCCUUGAAUGAGAGGUCUAGGAACUAUAACCCCAACAAUCAAAAUUUUGCUAGGCAACCUAGAGGGCCCCCCAUGUAUGGUUCCCAUCAAGGCUAUGGCCAAGGAAGUGGAAUGAUUGAGACCCAAUUAUCUCAACUCGCUAACACCAUUAAGGAACAACAAGUGCACACUAGUCUCCCACCCCAAGGUCAACCUCCUAAGCAAAUUUAUGCAAUCAUGACAAGGAGUGGGAAGACUUUAGAUGAUGUUCCUAGAGCCAAUGAGGUUUCUAAGUCCAAUGGGAAGGAUCAAGAGGGAGUCGUUGAGUCUAGCGACAAUGAUGUGGUAGAAGAGGAGCCUACCAUCGAUGAUGUAGGAGACACUCCUAUACAAAAAGAGGCAACUCUUUUACCUCUCCCCACUCCUAAGCUUCCCUAUCCCCAAAGAUUCAUAAGGCACAAGUUAUAUAGAUGUGCAAUUCUCAAAAUUUCUUGA